UUUCCAGGUUUCUGCCCUUUCGUUCUGAAGUCUUUGUUUCAGCUGAUUAUUGUUGCAUCCAGUGCAGCAACCUCAAAUAUUUACUGUCUGUGGCUGUCGUUCCCAUUACAUGCCUCAGAGAGGCAGUACUUGUUACUACUUGCAGUCUUAACACUGACUUUUCUGUUGUCAGUUAAGAAUGGAGGUUCGUGGCCCUCAGAGGAAUCCCAGGUACUUCUCUGACCUGUAUCAGAACAUGCUAUGGGCUGAAGGGCAAGGGCGGCGGCAGAAGCCGCCAGCAGUCCCUACAAGCAGCAGCAUGACUCUUUGGGGCAGUACCCCGGCCAAGGGCGGCCCCCAGCAGGAUAAGCAGGUAAACAGCAGUUCCUCCAGCUGUGAUCCAGCGUUACGGCCCAUCAUACGCCGCCGAGCCCGAUCUUUGCCUACAUCGCCUGAAAGAAGGAAGCGAGCAGAAGUUCAGUGUCAAGUUCCUGGAUGCUUGAGUCGUAUGAACCGGGUGAGAUUUGCUGAUGCUUUGGGCUUGGAGCUCACUGAAGUGAAAGUCUUCCAGAGUGGGGAGGAUCCAUCGAUCCCCUUGCAUGUCCUUUCCAGGCUCUCCAUAAACUCAGACCUCUGGUACAGCGGCUCGGACUUAGAGUUUACUAUGCAGUGCUUGGUCCCUGACUUCCAGCAGCCUGCAGACUCUGUGGAUUUCUCCUCCCGACUUCAGGAGCAGCAGGUGUGUCUUGAACGAGUGACCAGCUCAGAUCUGGGCAUCAGUGGCAGCAUUCAUGUUCACAAUAUUGCUUUUGAGAAGAUGGUGUCUGUGCGAUACACCUUCAACCAGUGGAAAAGCUUCUGUGAACUCUGUGCACAGUGGCACAGUAGCAUUCCUGAGAAAAACGGGCAGAAUCGGGUUGAUGUUUUCACGUUCUUUCUCCAUGUGCCUCCUUUCCUCCUCCAGCUGUGCUCUGUAGUCCAGUUUGCAGUAAGGUACCAAGUCAAUGGCCAGGAGUACUGGGACAACAACAGAGGCAAAAACUACAGUCUUACCUGCUGGAGUCACCCCCUUAAGAUGCCUAGAGAAUGUGAGGGGAGCUGGAUCCACUUCAUCUGAAUAAAGUGGAUGUAGAGCAGCUUGUCAGUAGUCCUGGUGGCACUCUUUUCCUUGGCAGGGCCCUCUGCUCCUAUGGCAACAGUCUCCCUUUUGAAACCUACCAAACCUGGUAAAAUGUUCCAGGGAAGGGAAGCAGCCAAUGACCCAUGCAAACUGUUCUAAACCUCUUAGAAAGUCAAAAGGGCCAAAAUGGGCAUUGACUUAAAUCUGCUGAAAGCCUGUGUGAAUUCUUCUAGUGUUUGAGUUGUUACAGAAUAGUUCCUGGGGAUGCUGCCAGAC
Dryobates pubescens (Downy woodpecker) is the source of this 1375-nucleotide messenger RNA. RefSeq names its product protein phosphatase 1 regulatory subunit 3D (gene PPP1R3D). The record is from RefSeq and is a predicted model, not a curated record. Bases 179 to 1096 code for a protein of 305 amino acids. Lineage: Eukaryota; Metazoa; Chordata; Aves; Piciformes; Picidae. Gene Ontology annotation, cellular component: protein phosphatase type 1 complex. Gene Ontology annotation, molecular function: glycogen binding; protein phosphatase 1 binding. The transcript has a single exon. Gene Ontology annotation, biological process: regulation of glycogen biosynthetic process.